AUGAUGGAUCCGGCUACCGCAUUUCUUGUGCGCGCUGGGCACGAGCUCGCUGCAAGCCAGCCGCGCUUUUCAUGCGGAGCCAGUGCACAUCAAAAGCGAGUCUCCGAGGGUGGAUCUAAGAGAGCCUUGGCGGUCCUUCUCGGCGCUGGCGCCGGUGCACUCGGCUUGCCACGAAUCCGGUCACCCGGAAGGUCAAGAAGCCCAGGCGCACACACGCAAGGCAAGCACAGGUUGCCCAAAGUAGUGAUGGCCUCCUCAGGCGGGCGUGAGGCCCGUGAGGCCAUCCGGCAGUGCUUGCGAGAGAACCGUACGAUGCCAGUGCUCCAAGCUUUGCCCGAAGACUCUCUCCAGCAGAUUUUGGAUACCAUGACACGGAUGGAGCUGGAGCCGGGCACGCACAUUUUUAGGAGGGGUGAGCCUGUGGAUGUUGUCUAUGUCGUGGAAAGUGGAGAGCUCAGCGUCUUCAAGCGCCUCCAAGAGGAGGACGAGGAAGAAAUCGAAGCAACGACCUUGGGGACGGGGAGUUACAUCGGAGAGCUGGGCCUUUUUUAUGAUCGGACCUGCAUGGAAUCGGUUUGCGUUCGAGGAACUCAGCCCGCAACAGUUUGGCAGCUCUGCCGAGAGGACUUCUUCAGCAUCAUCGACCAGCUUGCAAACACGGACGACGAUCCCGGCUGCGAGGUCGAUCCUGACCAGAUGGACGAAGAGCCAGCUGCGAUCUUCGCAGUUUCGGACGGCUCCGGCUAUUCUGCAGGAGGCGCUGUGACCCUGGCCCUGAAGCAGUUCGAGUACAGAUAUCGGAGCAACUGUCAGAGUGUCGGCACGACCACCUUUCCAUACAUUCGGUAUAAACCUGAGAUACUCGAGAUCACGCGGCGAGCGAGGGAGGAAAAUGCGCUGGUUGUCUAUACAUUGAUGCGCGAAGAGCCUCGCGAAGCCAUCAUCGAGGAACUGCAGAGGCCGACAAAGCCCGGAGAGAACGAGCUUCGUGCGGUGGACCUCUACGAGCCAUUGCUGGCAUCCAUGGAGGAGUUGCUGGGCAUCCCCAGGAAAUCCGAGGUGCGCUCUGCACUGCGCUCACGGCUGUCGGAGGAUUGCAUCAACAUGGUGGAGGCCAUUGAGUUCACCCGGAAGCUUGAUGACGGUAUGCACCCAGAGCUGUGGUCCGAAGCCGAUGUUAUUCUUAUCGGCCUUUCUCGCGCAGGCAAAACACCACUAGCGUUCUUCCUUGCCCAGCGAGGUUUCAAAGUGGCAAACUAUCCCGUUAUUCCGGGUGAAGAUCCACCGAAACAUCUCUUUGAUCCAGCUAUUCAGCACAAAUGUGUCGCGCUGACAAUCCAGGCUCAACGUUUGCACGCUGUCCGCUCGGCCCGCAUGAAAGACUACGGAAGGGAGGAGUCGAAGUAUGCCUCGAUGGAGAACUGCAAGAAGGAGGUGAACUGGCUGAAGACCUUCUAUAUGCGGCAGGGUCCUCAUUGGACGGUUCUGGACACCACGAAUGGUGGUGUGGAGGAAACAGCUGCAAAGGUGCUCAAGGUCUUGCAGCAGUUGAAAGGCGUCAAGCAUGCAACUGGACAAUUCGUCAACCCUUCCAUGGAGUGA
Symbiodinium necroappetens is the source of this 1602-nucleotide messenger RNA. NCBI's taxonomy places the organism in Eukaryota, Dinophyceae, Suessiales, Symbiodiniaceae. The record is from the annotation of a GenBank genome assembly.